Molecule: messenger RNA, 1485 nt
Organism: Callorhinus ursinus (northern fur seal)
Lineage: Eukaryota; Metazoa; Chordata; Mammalia; Carnivora; Otariidae
Gene: FBXL15
Product: F-box and leucine rich repeat protein 15
Cellular component (GO): cytoplasm
Molecular function (GO): protein binding
Source: RefSeq, a predicted model, not a curated record
GUGCCAGACAGUACGCCUGGAUAGUUUCUUCCCAUUUUUCCAAGUCGCUAAACGUGACCAGAGGGCAAAGAGUAGGCCCAGAACCUUGGAGUCUUGGCUCCGCCCCUUCUGCGUUUGGCUUUGCCUGCUCCUCCCAUCACCACUUCACUCAGAGGCAGCCACUGGCCCAAGACGAAAAAAGAGCCAGUCUCUGCUGCACCAUUGCGUUCUCCAGCUUCAGUUCUCAAGCCCUGUAGCCGAGAAGGCGAGGUCUGAUGUUACACCACCAGUCUGUUCCGCCCUGUUUCGAGAUCCAACCGGAACGCUUUCAGAUAGGAUCCUCAGUGAGACCGCACUCGAUUGAAUCGGUCUGUCUCUACAGCCCAAGGAGGCGGGUUCGCUGAGGCCUCUCCAAGGCCAAAGCAAGAAGACCUUACUGCGCACGCGCAAUAGGCAGCCGAUGGAGCCACCGAUGGAGCCGUCCGGAGGGGAGCAAGAGCCGGGAGCCGUCAGGCUCCUGGACCUGCCUUGGGAAGACGUGCUGCUCCCACACGUCCUAAGCCGGGUGCCGCUACGCCAGCUUCUCCGGCUGCAGCGCGUCAGCCGGGCCUUCCGGGCGCUCGUGCAGCUGCACCUGGCGGGGCUGCGCCGCUUCGACGCCGCUCAGGUGGGUCCCCAGAUCCCGCGGGCAGCUUUGGCCUGGCUGCUGCGGGACGCUGAGGGGCUGCAGGAGCUGGCGCUGGCGCCGUGUCACGAAUGGUUGUCGGACGAGGAUCUGGUGCCGGUGCUGACGCGGAAUCCGCAGCUGCGGAGCGUGGCGCUGGCCGGCUGCGGGCAACUGAGCCGCCGCGCGCUGGGGGCGCUGGCGGAGGGCUGCCCCCGUCUGCAGCGCCUUUCCCUCGCGCACUGUGACUGGGUAGACGGCCUGGCGCUGCGCGGCCUCGCCGACCGCUGUCCGGCCCUUGAGGAGCUGGACCUCACCGCCUGCCGUCAGCUCAAGGAUGAGGCCAUCGUAUACCUGGCGCAGAGGCGCGGCGCGGGCCUCCGCAGCCUCUCGCUGGCAGUCAACGCCAACGUGGGGGACGCUGCAGUCCAGGAGUUGGCUCGGAACUGCCCGGAACUCGAGCACCUCGACCUAACCGGCUGCCUCCGUGUCGGAAGCGACGGCGUCAGGACAUUGGCCGAGUACUGCCCGGCGCUGCGCUCGCUGCGGGUGCGGCACUGCCACCAUGUGGCCGAGCCCAGCCUGAGCCGCUUGCGGAAGCGCGGCGUGGACAUCGACGUGGAGCCGCCGCUGCAUCAGGCCCUGGUGCUGCUGCAGGACAUGGCAGGCUUUGCACCCUUUGUCAACCUGCAGGUCUGACCUGCCUGCCGAUGGGGCACAGCUGGACUGUGUGGCGGGGCCUGACUAUGAACUGUAGGGAAACUGGACUGUGGGGGCCUCUGGUUAGAGGCGGAUGCCCUGCCCCACCCUGGAGCUUCAAAUAAAGAGCUUUUUACCCCCUC